Molecule: messenger RNA, 3923 nt
Organism: Meleagris gallopavo (turkey)
Lineage: Eukaryota; Metazoa; Chordata; Aves; Galliformes; Phasianidae
Source: RefSeq, a predicted model, not a curated record
GAAGGGCCCGACGGGAGGUGUAGUCCUACGGGCGAGCGCGGUGGUUGGGUCGUGCGGACUCCUUGGAAGGCUCCUCGUGGCAGCCGCCCGGCUCCAGGAUGGGGUUGGGCUGCGCGGCUGCUCGCGGAGACUUUUUUUUGUCAUACCGCGCGUAAAGCCUAGAGGCAGCGCGACUCCCGCUGCGCGGCAUAGCGCCUGGGUCCCUCGUCUCCUCUCACCACGCGUCCCCAGGCCUGUCAGGAGGAUGUCUGUAAGUCCGUGCUCGUCCAUCCUCGCGUGGUUGCGGUGCUGCUGCUUCCACGGGCCCGGAGGCUGCGCUGUGCUGCGUGCAGGCGGGCUGAUCGCUGCCUGCAGAGAGCACCGGACGAGGCGCUCCGCUUUACGAACUGCCGGCCUCGUAGCAGGAUCGGCUCUUUUCCAACGCGGGUACAGCGCUGAUGUAGCUGCGGGUAAUGCUAUGUUCGGAACCUUCCUCUGGUGGAAGUUAUUGUUCGGGACUACUUUAUUUAACUUUGUGUUCAAAGCAUGAAAUGCCAGUCAUGCUAAUCAGAUUAUCGUGUUCCAGAAUGGCAGGGUAUGGCAACUUGUGCGUUUUGCUAACAAAAAUUGCUGUGGGCUUCUCUUUAGACUCAGACAGGAAUCUUUUGAUCUGUAAUGAGAGUUGUCUGUCUUAUGCUGAAAUAAAAGGAAAAGUAUCUUGGAAGUAGUCGGUAACUAUCAAACAGAAAGGUUUAUUUUUCAUCUGAAGAAAAGAAUGCUGCAUAGUGCAGGCAGUUCUGUACAAAAUCAUUCUGUGCAGAUCCUGCUGCUUCAGCGAGGCUGUCUGAAAUCCCUUCUCUUUAAACAGAAGUUAUGUCAUAUUGGUAAUAGAUGUGUACUUGAUUUCUAUUUGGAUGCCGACCAUGUUGCAAGAGUUGCUCUGUUUUAAUGGUGUAAGAUCAUGCAACCUUGAAUUGGAAAUUGUUUGCCAAGCAAAACCAACAAGCUCCUAUAAGCUCUGUUAUUUUUUAACGUAUCUUCUAUGUAAACUAAUUCCAAGUCUCAUUUUUUCCUGUCAGGAGAGGACUGAGAACAAUUGAAAAAGAAGGGGAAAAAUUUGCUUCUAGGGCAAACCUGACAGUUAUUUUCUUCAAGUAGCUGAGAAGGUAAACUGAAGAUCUCAGAAAAUUUUGCAAGAUACAGUCCUAGAAAGGUUGAAGACUAUCUGUAUUAGAAACAAAAAAAACAUCCUGCUAAGUUUUAGGUGGAUGGUAUAGCUAGCAACUGGGUGUGUAAAGCAGCCGUUAACAUGGCCACUACAAAUCUCAGCAGUGAACUUCAACAAGAAAAAAUGAAUAUGUUUGUAAAGUGGUAUCACAGUGCUGGUCUGAUCAGGCAAAACCACUGCUGAUGCCUACCUAUGCUUGGAAGAGAACACAGGCCAUAGACUUCGGAACGCUGACCUCGUAUUAGCGUUUCCAUGGUUUGGAAUGGAUAUCGGUGGAACGUUGGUUAAACUGGUCUACUUUGAACCUAAGGACAUUACUGCAGAAGAGGAACAAGAGGAGGUGGAAAACCUGAAAAGCAUUAGGAAAUACCUGACCUCCAAUACAGCCUAUGGUAAAACUGGCAUUCGUGAUGUCCACCUAGAACUGAAAAAUUUGACCAUGUGUGGACGCAAAGGAAACCUGCACUUCAUCCGCUUUCCCAGCUGUGCCAUGCACAGGUUCAUACAGAUGGGUAGUGAAAAGAACUUCUCCAGUUUGCAUACUACACUCUGUGCCACAGGAGGUGGAGCUUACAAAUUUGAGGAGGACUUUAGAAUGAUUGCUGAUCUGCAACUCCACAAACUGGAUGAAUUGGACUGUUUGAUCCAGGGCCUGCUUUAUGUUGAUUCUGUUGGUUUCAAUGGCCAACCAGAGUGCUAUUAUUUUGAAAAUCCUACAGAUCCUGAACAGUGCCAGAAGAAGCCUUACUGCCUUGAUAAUCCGUAUCCUAUGCUGCUGGUUAACAUGGGCUCGGGGGUCAGCAUCCUAGCUGUGUAUUCUAAGGACAAUUACAAGAGAGUCACAGGAUCCAGCCUGGGAGGAGGAACAUUCCUCGGCCUCUGCUGCUUGCUGACUGGCUGCGAGACGUUUGAAGAAGCACUAGAAAUGGCUGCGAAAGGAGACAGCACCAAUGUGGAUAAACUGGUGAAGGAUAUUUACGGAGGAGAUUAUGAGCGGUUUGGCCUUCAAGGGUCUGCUGUAGCCUCAAGCUUUGGACAUAUGAUGAGUAAAGAAAAGAGAGAUUCCAUCAGUAAAGAGGACUUGGCCAGAGCUACUUUGGUUACUAUCACCAACAACAUUGGUUCUAUUGCUCGCAUGUGUGCAUUGAAUGAGAACAUUGACAAAGUGGUAUUUGUUGGAAACUUUCUCAGAAUUAAUAUGAUUUCAAUGAAAGUGCUAGCAUAUGCUAUGGAUUACUGGUCCAAGGGACAGCUGAAAGCUCUGUUUUUGGAACAUGAGGGUUAUUUUGGAGCUGUUGGGGCGCUUUUAGAAUUGCUUAAAAUGACAGAUGAUCAAUGAUGAAGCUGUCUCAAGAGAUAACUACUGCAGAUGCUGCUGGAUAAGAGUGAAAGCCACUAUGAGGAUGGAAAUGAAGCCAUUAUGAUAGUUCUAACUGCUGGAUUUGUAAAUAAUUUAAAAUCCUUUUAGCUGAUCUUUAACUUCUGGGUUUUGAGCUUACACUUUGGAGUUCAUACUGGGAAUACUGAGAUUUUUUUUCUGUACACUGUAUUUUUUAGGGGGAAAAUGUGCAACGUUGCCAAACAUACAGAGUUUAUGGAAUUAUUUUAAAUGUAUAUUGUUUAAUGUAGGACCUGUGAUACAAGGCAUCUGCUUUUCUUCUGGGGUUUACUGAUUAUAGUGUGAUAAUUUUAACUUCAUUUAGUAAUCACUCUAGGAGAUUUUUUUCUUAUUUUCAUGACGUUUCAUGAUUUGUUCUUGGUUUCAAAUGAAACUACAAAGCUGAUGCAUUUUACUGUGAAAACUAGUCAUUGAUUUGUUGCCUUUUCUCUUUAGAUGAGUCGUUUUUAUUUAACACCUUUCCCUCAUCCUGCCAAAAAAAAAAAAAUACAGGCUUUCUGCGACUGUAUGAGUUUCUUGGCAAGAUUGCAAGAAAACUUUAGGAGAGAAAGUGUGUUGUGAAAGGUUAAUUCUUCAGUUGUCCUGAUUUUCACUAUCAGGAACAGGCUGCUAACUUGACACUAAAAUGAAAUCCUGUUACUGUUGAAAGUGAUUUGUCUGAAGAGCUCUGUAGUACGGUAGUUAUUUAUAUGGUACGUACUUGGUGAUAGAUGGAAAAGGGAGGAGAUUACUUCAAUUUAUUUGAAGACUUUUCUGUAGUCUGUGAUUUCUAAGUUGCUGGUGAUCAAAACCAAGCGUUAACUGCAUUAUCCAAAGCCCAGUUUCUAAAGUUAGAAAGAUUAUUGCUAAUGCAUUUUCUGUUUUUAAGCUAAGGCUUACUUUCCCUGCAGGACACCAAGGUUUAAGUGUUUGUUCCAGUAUGUUAUUUUCUACCUUGGUUUGAUUGGCGAAUCUCUCUAGAUAUUUGUGUUGAGAUGAUAUCCUUCUGAAAUCUAUGUACUUAGCUGCAUAGGGUGGGUGGACAAGCUUGCUUUUCCUGGGAACCUUGAAGGCUCGCAAAUCAGAGGCCGGGGAAGUCCAUAAAUUAUUUUGUCUUGUAGAGCUGUAUGUCAUGUCAUAUAACAUAAAGGGCUCAUCGGAGGGACAGUGUAAAAUUCAGACACAUGUAUUAUCCAGUAUAUUUUUGGAAGGGGGUUUAUUCACUUUUUUAAUAAUCAUUAAUUUCCAUAUCUCACAGAUGGUGAAAUGAAUUCAUAUUAACCCAAUUGUUAACAUGUCUGAUGGAAAUAAAGACCACCACUGUUUUGACGAUUUUAA